AUGUCGCUUCGACUGGAGUCCAUACGAGUGUACCGCGAACUUUAUCGCGCUGCGUCACGGUCGGCACGGGAAUGCGCGCUGUACAACAGUUCAGGUUUACUUGACUACGUCUCUCGGCGUUUUGGACAGGAGGCAGAGACGCAGAAUCGCCAGCUCGCAAAUGCUCUGCGAACUUUGGAGCGAGGCACCGGCGAUCAGGGGUCGAAAAGGCGGAGCGGUGCGGCAGAUGGCCGCGCCCAAGCAAAGUUACUACAGCAGUAUCAAAUGUACAUCUCCAUGCAAAUCGAUCGUGCUCGCGCCCUUGCGAAGGCUCUCUACAUGGCGCCGGGCAAUGUCCAACUGACAUCAGUGCUUCAGGUUCUCUCCGCUGGUGUUGGGAACCGGUCGUAUCAGCAAAUGAUGGAGUCUAGCAUUCUCUCGUUUCUUGAGCACGAAGCUAAGAAAGUUUCUCACAACGAAGCUGCAGAGGACAUGACUAGCGAGCGUCAAAAUCGGAUUAUGCUGCAGGCGCUCUUGCCGUAUGCGGAGCGACUGCUACUUGUUCAUCGUACAGCUGUGGGUGAGCAAAAUCGGGUGAGCUCACUGAUUUAUCUGACGCCUUGGCAAGUGACAGAGUCUAUAAUUGGCAGUCGAAGUGGUGUAUCUGCCGUGCAUCUUCGCGUCGGUCGUGAUCACUUAGUGGUCGAAGUGGACGAGACUUACAACAAACAAGUGGUGUACAUUUGCUGCACCCAGCAGGAUGGGGGCGACUCGGGCAGCUACGAGUGGGCGCAGGAGGUAGAACGUGUAGAGAUAAGCGAAAGUGAGGAGGUUCAAAAGACGAUGUUUCACAGCCAGUACCUAUUUAUGGCAACUCGCAUUUGUGACACUCUUCUUCACGACUCUCCCCUGCACCCUACGCGCAGCACUGUUGUGAUUGGCCACGCUGUUGGCGGGGCGGUAGGCUUGGUGCUGUCACUUUUGCUCACUCAACGGGGAUUCGAGGUGUCGAAUACGAUUUCUCUCGGCGCACCAAAAUCGUUGCAGGGGACGCUGGAGCGCUACGUUGCAGCGAUUAAUCCGAUUCGGGUAGUACUAGCGGGCGACCCGCUAGUGGAGCUUCCUAUCACGGGUGCCGAAGGGGCACCAUUUGUCCACAUCGGCGAAAUUCUUCUUUUGUCGCCAGCGAAUUCGUCAAGCGAUACCUUAGCUGCAGCAGAUACGUCUGGAUGCGAGAGUGACGACAAUGUUGUGUCUGACGCGCCAUCCUCCCCGAGGGUAGACAGUUUUACCGCUGAGUCUCUUAGUGUUGUGAUGGCGGACUCUGAUGGCAUGCCUUGUGCAAAUGGAAGUGCUGAUGUCCCUUCCGCAGCUGCAUCUGUUUCUUUCAGCAAGGCAGACGAGGCUCUCGCUGAGGGAGAGAGCAGUGAAGAAGAAGAAAUGACCGAGAUACUGCGUGUUGCUGCGCAGCGAUACCACGAUCACUUUUUGGUGGAGCAUUAUGUGCGGCAUUUGAAAGACCCGUCGGUGGUGCUGACGUACGCUGAGGGGGAUGAGGUGUGGGAUGAGGGAGACUACGAAGACCUAAAACGGAAGAGUGCUCGCGAACUCUCAGUGACUUUGGAGGAGCGUCGCAUUCGCGAUCUUCGCGGGCCACUGUGA
Molecule: messenger RNA, 1641 nt
Organism: Leishmania mexicana MHOM/GT/2001/U1103
Lineage: Eukaryota; Euglenozoa; Kinetoplastea; Trypanosomatida; Trypanosomatidae
Exons: 1
Coding region: 1-1641 (546 amino acids)
Biological process (GO): lipid metabolic process
Source: RefSeq, a predicted model, not a curated record